Molecule: messenger RNA, 4645 nt
Organism: Notodromas monacha
Lineage: Eukaryota; Metazoa; Arthropoda; Ostracoda; Podocopida; Cyprididae
Source: the annotation of a GenBank genome assembly
GUUCAAGCACCCCACCUUAGCGAAGGUCCCGGAUUUGAUGUACUGGGAUACCUCUAACAGGUGACAGAGGAAGUCAUUGGUGUGCGAGUCAUUGAUUUCUGAGGAAGUGUUCGGGCGGAUAUGCGUUGUUUGAUCUCUUGCAACAUGGCAAGCUGACCGAUGGAGACGGAAGAAGCUUCGAAAGAUGGGGAAGCUCCUUCACUGGAAGGUUUGCAAAGUCGGCUCCGCUUGCUUGAGAGACGGGAGGAGGAGUUGAUGAGAGAGAAAGAAUCUGCGGAGGAAGAAUUCCGCAUUAACAGGGCGAAAUUUCGCUCGCUGUUCAUUCAGAAAGAAGAGGACCUGAAGAGAGAGUCGGAAGAGCUGAUGAAAUGUCGUGAAAUCGAAUCGUUGCUGAGAGCCGAAAUCGGCAAUCUGCAGAGGGAAAUCAGUGAUGUGAAAUCCGAAGUUUUCAUCGCUCAGUGCACCAAAGAGAAUGAAAUCGAAAUGGAAAAGAGGAAAUGCGCCGAUGAAAUCGCAACUGUGCAGCGCUUGAUGGAUGAGCGACUGGAGGAAGUCCGUCGUUCAUUGGAGGCCAAGUAUGAGGGUGAAAUCCGACACCUGCGCGAGAAACUAGAGACAUACAGGUGCAAUGCGAAUACAGUUGCUUUGGAUGGAAAGGAUCAGUUACUGCCGUCUGUUGGUCCCAGCGUGUUAUCGGUUGUGUCGAAAACUUUCGCGAAAACAGUGGAUAGGAUCCAAAGUUUUCAAAACGACGAUUCAAAAGAAGAUCGGAAGAAUUCUCAUGCUGAGGAAGAUGCGGAGUUUGUCAGAUCUUUAGCAGCCACUUUGGAACAAGAAGUAGCCGCAUUGAAAGAUAAGCUUCGAGUUGCAGACGAGCAACUUCGUGUCUAUGAGGCUAAUCAACAUGAUUUACUGAAAGGCUGUCGAGCUUUGGAUGAUUUAACCCAGAUGCACGAGGCGCGACUGAGUCUGGAAAAAGAAAGAAAGGCCCAUAACGAGGUGAAGGAACUGUUGGUGAAAGCCAAUGAAAACGCGCAGAAACUCGAGCAAAACAGAUUGCUUGAACGGAAAAGGCUCUUGGAAAUCUUCUCGCCUGAACAGCUGAAGAAGUUCGAUGGUGCACCGAAAGAAGACGGAGAAGAUCAUGGGGACGAUGCCACUGCUCAGGAUCAAGGAAAUGCCAAGUCAGCGUCACCGAAAGCAAACCCUUCAUCGGAAGAAGAAAAACUGGUGGACAAGCAGAUCCUCGUUUUGGAAAAAGAAUGGAACCUUCUUCAUCACGAAGUGGAAUCUGCCCGCGAGAAAUUCGUCAAGUCCUGCCCCAUGUGCGCCAACUACGAAAUCCGCCUCCAGGACGCCCAAAAGGACCAGAAGGCCGCCGAAAGAACCACCAAGUCAUUGGAACAAGCCCUUGAACGUUACAAGGAAGACCUGAACCGAGAAAGCCGGUAUCGAAAGGAAAUGGAAGAAAAAUGGCUGGGCCUGUCUAAAGAAUACGAACGUCAAGCCACCGAAUUGGCGAGGAAUUUGGAUGCGAAGGAAAAGUCUCUGGCGGCGAUGAAAUUGCAGACGCUUGAAUGGAAACGAAGCGUGGAAGCGAAACUUCGAGAUCUGGUUCAUGGCAGGGAAGCGGCUCAAAAGGAAUUGAAUAUGCUGAGGACUGAAAAUGAUAAUUUGGUCGGGAAGCACAGUGCGCAUUCCCAGGAGCUGCAGAACGAGGCCAUCAAUUUCCCCGACAGUGUUGACGAGCUCCAUGAACUCCUUUUGAAGUACAGAGAAGAUCUGAUUUCCGCCAAAGUAGCCGCGGAGGCUCUGCAUGACACACUCAAGAAAGAACGGAGGAUGUUCAAGGAUCGGAUCUUGGCCGAGAAACAAGAAAAGCAGGAUCUAGAGGAAUCCUUGCAUCAUGAAUUGGAUGAACUCAAAGAAAGAUUAUUCAUUUUGGAGGGGGUUCAAGAAGCUUACGAGAGGGAGCAAAAGUCGGCCGUGGCCAUGCGACGAGCAAUGGACGAGCUGAAAAUUCAUUCUGAAGACAAUCGAAUCAAAGACUCUCAGUUGAUUCAGGUGCUGAAGAAAUCUGCGGAAGAGCUCAUCGCGGAGAAGAGUAGGCUGGAAUCUGAGGUCCACAGACUGCAGUGUAAGAACAGCGGCCUUACGCAAGAUUUGAACAAUAGUGAGGCUGUGCAAAGGGACUUCGUGAAACUGUCUCAAUCGCUGCAAGUGCAGUUGGAGAAAAUCCGUAGCUCGGAAAAGGAGGUUCGAUGGCAGGACCCCGAAGAUGUGGAUGAGUGCAACUCUUGUCACGCUUCUUUUUCUCGGUCCAAGAAGAAGCAUAAUUGCAAACACUGUGGCAAGGUUUUCUGUCCGGAGUGCACAUCCAAAAGUGUGCCGAGUGGUUCUCACUCGAAACCAGCCCGAGUUUGCGAUGUUUGCCACACUUUGCUGGUGAGCAACACUGCUCCUUACUUCAGCACGGAUCCUCCUCAUACCCCGGAUUGAUUGCAGUUUCAGGAUUUAAGAAAUUUGGAGACUACUAGAUUCGUAGUCUCAAGAUUCUGUGAUAGUUCGGUGCAUUGAUAGGUGUUUCAUUCCAUUUUUUGUGUUUCUUCGUUGAUCAACGAAAUUGUGUUGAGGAUAUCAUGGUCGAGUUAGUGACGUACUCUAAGUGGAAGUUGACUUUCAGUGAUCGAGUUUGAAAUCACUCUCGCGGUACAUUUUCAGAUUAUUAAAAUCCCUAUCCGGAAAUUCUAAUUUUCUUACGCAUGACGAAAUUCCAGGUACUGUAUUCGGAUGUUUCUAAUCGACCAGAUGAAUUUUUUUGUGGGAUGUGUGGUUCUCUGUAUGAUUUUCACGCUAAACAUGUUUUCGCCGGUCGAUAUAUUAACAUGGCUAUCGAAACCUUUUUUUUUUGUGUGCAAUGAAACCUCCGUCAUCCUAGCUAAUGACUGGACUCCUUAUUCUGGAUAAUCAAGAAUCACGCAUUUUGAUGGUCAAGAAAAUAUUUUUAUUUGUUGAAUUAUUGUUCGUAAUUUUAGUCUCGACUAUAAAUUAUGUAUGAGUCCCUUUUUUUCCUUGAGCAAAUUCACGCUAGAUCAGAAUCAAUGUGAUAAAGAAUGCUUGAAAAUUGUGUGGAGUCGUGAAAGUUCCAGUUGGUGACUCAUGCUUCGAAUAUGUCUUAGGGGUCGGAAAUAUGUGGAUGAAAGUAUUUCACGUACUCUUGAUCUAAACUAUUUUUAUUAGUUCGGAUUUCAGGAAAACUAAUUAAUUGAAGCACGGAUAGCAGAGGUUCUAUUGCAUCAUCGAAAGUAAGUCAUGAUUUAUGUUUGCUUCUGAUCUUGUAUUUCAGAUUUAGUGCUUUAAUGUCCUCAAUGGAUAAGACUAUCGGCGUGUGUGUGGUAGUGAAUGAUUCCAUGGAUUCACGGUUGUGUUCUGCAUAGAAUGGAAGGAUUUAUUGGCGCAUUUUAUGAAAAACAUCGAAACGAUUUCCAUUUAUUUAGCUUUCUCUGUUGGUCAUCGUAGUGCAUUUGAGGAAGCGAGGGAUAAAAUAAAAUGAGCAUUUUAAAAUUUGUUGAGAUCAGUUUUGGGACUUGUCGUCGGAACAAGUGAUGAUUAUUUCAUUUUACGUUAGAAUUUUUUGCGUGGAAUAACAAAUUAUGUCAUUGGUCAUUUUUUAGCGAUAAUCGAGACAAGCAAUGUAUGGUAUAAUGUGUCGUGAAGCCUGAACAGAUCUGCUAAAUUUGACACUGGUGCCUCAGUUAUGGAAUCGAUUCGUUCCAGUCGAAAGUUCAUUAUCCGAAAAUUCUAUUUGCCGACUAAUGUGAAGUUUUGUAGUAAACGUUCCUCGAAUAUAAAAUCUAUUCUGUGUAUUCACGGUAAUUUAUUCGGGAUCGCUCAUGAAUGUAUUCCAGGAAUUUUUGAAUAAAUAGUCAUAUCAAAAGGCCUUCAAAUUAAAUUUUACAAGGUUAUGUUUUCGAAAGACGAUCCUUUUUUUAUUCAUUUGAAACACUAAACUUUGUGGCAGUCCGAUGAGUUCUUUAAACGGGAAAUUCAUUAUGCAAGGUAUCUAUAAUUCUGGGUAUCACAUCGUGAAAUUUCAUUUUUAUAGGUUUGCCCUUGAAGCUGUGACCACACCAUUAUCGUCUCGAAGUCCCACUUAGCCUUUUCACACGAUUAUUUACAGACAAGUGUAAAAAUUUCCCUUCGUUUGAAGCACGUUCAAUUCACAGCUAGAUCAAGUUAGCCUGACGUAAAUGAUGCUUAUUGAAUUGAUUUUUUUUUUGUGUUCUAUGAAGGCUCCCUUUGCCCCGAGACGUAACAAACGUGGAGAAACCCUUCCGCAACAGCCUUUCAUCAGAACUACUGUAUUCUGCAGAUGGCGUGAUAUAAUGCCGUGAUGGGAAAACUGAAUGCGGUUGAAUUCAACGAAAAGCCCGUUUUAUUGCCACUUUUUCUCAUCAGUUUCGUGAAACAUCCCGGAAGAGAGAUGUGGAAGUGAGGGUGUGGUUGCCAUCAUUGCGGCAAUGGAGCAUCAUUAAGGCAACAAAUGUUCCCUUUUUUAUCUGGUGAUCUUUGGGCGAAAAAGAUUGUAUACUGCGUAUAAUUUUCGUGACCUUCGGCAAUUUGAUGUGACUAUAACUCUGCGACA